Cuscuta epithymum is the source of this 994-nucleotide messenger RNA. NCBI's taxonomy places the organism in Eukaryota, Viridiplantae, Streptophyta, Magnoliopsida, Solanales, Convolvulaceae. The record is from the annotation of a GenBank genome assembly.
AAUUAACCUGAAGACACUGACGAUUCUCGCCUGGCUUUCAUUCGCUGCGUGCCACCUCUUCGGCGUAGUGCAUCUAUCAAACAAACCAGGUAUCUCAUGGAUCUCGAAUCUUAGCUUCUUCCACUUCCGGCCAUAUCAAUUAUUUCUAAUCCAAAAUUAUUCCCUGUUUAAACUAUUUCCGGAUCUGAAAGCAAUUACUAAAAGGGUAGGUAAGUGGAAUCGUGAUAACAAUGGAAGGUGCAGUCUCAUUGCUUGUCUCCUCUCCGCCUACAUGGAUCUCGAAGAAAAGGUCUGUGGAGGAGACUAAUCAGGAUGAUAUUAUUGUGGAUGUACAAAAUCUAUUUAUCUCAAAUUCAAAUGACAGUGGAGGUGGCUGUAAUGGUGUUUCUGGUUCGCCUUUUGUUAGUAGGACAAUACACGGUGGAAGAUGUUGCCGUGUAGAGAAAUAUCCUCUUCCAUAUCUCAUGGAAGAAAAAAAUAUUGCAUUAUAUGAAAGGAUUGUUGCUCUCAGCAAAAUGUCUCUUUCUUUUUACGAGAAAAAUCAUCCAGGAGAGUCAUAUGAGUUUGACAGUCUCAAGCAUGUGAAGAGUGCACCCAUUCUUGGCAUAACAUAUUUCAUCACCUUUUUGGCAAAAAAAUUGGGGGCAGAUGGUUGUCCUUCAAGAAUGUUUAGAGCCCGAGUAAACGAGCCUAAGAGCAGUGUCAAAGUGCUGAAAUGUGAGCUGAUAAAUUAACUUGGGUAUUGCUCUCGAUUCUGUUACUGACAUACUGUUUAUGGAGUACUGUAAAUGUUUUAAUGGUUGCUAAUAGUAAAUAUAUCUAUGGGCCACUUUGAAGUGAAGAAAUGUGAGCUGUUAAACUGGCUUGGGUAUUGCUUUGUGCCUACUGCCUUUGGCUUCGCUUCUAUUAAUGAGUAAUGACAUACUUUGUACUGUUUAUGGAAAUUUAAUUAUGUUUCAAUAGUUGCUAAUCAUAAAGUUGUCUUAUCAUAUAA